AAGCACAUCUCUCUCAUCGAGCGAUAAUGAAUUAUCUAAAUGUAAAUCUAUUCAAGUUUUAAAAGCUCAUUUUUUGUGGCCUAAAAAUAAUUUUCUGAAAUAACCGAAUAUUAUUUUUACUUUUACUUAUUUUUUUAAAAGCAUUCAAUCAAUUAAAAAGAUUUGAACAGAAAUGGAAUUAAGCGUCUAUCUAAUUCUGCUUACCGGAUCAGUGCUGAGACUUCUACUUUUCGAUACGGACAUUGCCGUUUGGCUGUCAGAUCGUAACGAACUUUCUACGCCUGUUACCAGUUGGAAACGUCUGACGGAGGGACUGACUCUGACGAGACUUGGGAUUUCCCCGUACGAUGGAGACGUUUACCAUGAAGCUCCCCUAACUCUGGCAUUCUGGGACAAAAUGGAUCAACUAUUUGGAUCAUCAAUUAAAUAUUUAUUCAUAAUUUCUGAUUUUCUAAUUGGUGUUUUGCUUUAUAAAAUAGGUACACUGUUUGCUUCUCAAGUCCUAAAUGAGCAAAACAAAGAAGCAGCAACAUACCAUCCAACAGCCAUAGAAAUAAUCAUAAAAAAUGAAACAGUAAGAACGAACAGACUGUACACAGUGGCUGCCUACAUGUUGAAUCCCAUCUGCAUAGCUUCCUGUGUAGCUAGGAGCACUGGCAUACUCAACAAUCUUGCCAUUGUGUUAAGCUUCCAUUCAGCUUUGAGAAGGAAUCGUUUGUGGAUGUGCAUCUCCAUAGCUGGGGCCACUUAUUUAUCUUUGUACCCCAUUGUCCUGCUGAUACCACUGACAAUAUAUUUAUCAAGGAAAGAUGAAGAAGAAACAAAGACAAUUAAACACAUCAAGAUAUAUUCAUUCUUUCAAAGUUUAAUUGCCUGCAUAAGUUUCUUUGGAAUUUUGUUAUACUUUUCACAUCAAAUUGAAGGAAAUUGGAAAUUUCUGCACUGUACAUUUGGGUUCAUCCUGAAUGCCCCUGACCACAGCCCCAACUAUGGUAUAUUCUGGUACUUUUUCACAGAACUGUUUGAACAUUUCAGGCUGUUCUUUGUUUGUGUGUUUCAGAUCCAUGCAUUCCUCUACGUUCUCCCUCUGUCCUGUCGUCUGGUGGCCGACCCAUUCUUUGCUGCCUAUUUAUCGAUUGCAUUCACCUGUGUAUUUAAAAGUUAUCCUAGUUAUGGGGACAUGGCACUUUGGGGGUCUAUGAUAUUUCUUUGGAGUCAUACUUUUAGACAUCUAAGAAGCAGUUUUUUAUCACUAAUUACACUAAUUGUGGCGACCAUCUUGGGCCCGGUUCUCUGGCACUUGUGGAUGUAUGCAGGAAGCGCCAAUGCCAACUUCUACUUCGCCUCAUCUCUCGCAAUAUCGGCCGCGCAAGUAUUUAUCAUCUUUGAUCUCCUAUUUGCCUACCAGAAGAGGAAGUUGGAGUUGAAGAUGGGUGUGAAACAGAAAGGCCCAGACGGAAAACCUGUCAAAUAUUAUCUUGAGUGAAUGAAUGAAUGAACGAUUGAUUGAUUUUUAGUUAAGUGAUUGAUUAUUUGAGUUGUUGAUUGAUUAAUUUUAUUGAUUGACCAGAGGAUUGACUGAUUUUUCAGUUUGUGUGUGUUUUUCAAAAUGUUAAAUACAAAAAACCAUUUGUAUAUUUUUGCCCGCCUACCUGAGAAAGUUUCAAAUAUCAUUCAAACUUUUUCAAUUUAUCUGUUUGUUGAUAUUAUUAAAUCACAUUCUUUCGCAUUUUUUUCUUAUUUAAUAAGUUGUUACCUGACGGAACAAAUAAACGAAUGAAUGAAUAAAUGAAAGAAUGAAUGAAUGAUUGAUCGAUCGUAGUCAUAGUUGAACAUUACUUUAUCACAUGCCGUCGUAUAAAGAAAAAAUUUUAUAGAAAAGACAAAUCGCAUCUUAGCAUCACUUACAUUAGGAGAAUCAAAAUAAAAGUUACAAUGAUGACUUUCAUCAUUUAAAUAUAUAAAUUCUUAUGUAUCUUUAUUUAAUAUAUGCAGCUGUGUACGUACGCACGCAUGUGUUAGACAGAAACCAUCGAAACGGCAAUAAUCCUUAUAUAAAUUCCUAUAAAAACUCGAAUUUAAUGACAACAAGCGAAAGAACCUUGAGUAAUAAUGGUACAAUUGUCACUUGCAUAAGUAUUAUUAAUAUUCGCAUGUUGUUGAACAGUCGUGAAUUGACAUUCGAGACUAAACUUUGCAUGGCAAAUGCAUUUUUCUAAAUUCAACGAAAGUUGUCUGAUUCUUAUGUAUAUAUAAAUAUACACAGGAUAUAACAGUUACAAAAGGACAUAAUGUUAAUGAAAAAAGCCAGUGAUGCGGAAUGAGUUAGUUGAGUUUUAUGAUAAACACGCUAAUAUAUAUAUAUAUAUAUAUAUACAUAAAUAUGUAUAUUUUUUGUGUGUAUGUAUGUAUAUACAUAGCUUAUCACACCUAAUAUUAAUAAUAUUGAAACAUAGAUGAUGAUGAUGGAAAUAAGAAACACAGCUUAACACCGGGUGAGCGGUUAACAUAAUGAUAAUGAACGCUAAUGACACUAGCAAUAAGUAUAUAUAAUAAGUAUAGCAUGAUCAUUGAUGUCAGGUUUAUAGUUAAACUUGAUUUGGUACGAAAUAUAAAAAGCAUUACGUAUGCGUAUCAAUGCCUAUCUGCCUACAAUGUCAAUAACUAACUUCCAGUUGAUAGUAUAUUAAAAAUAAAUUAAAAUAAUUAAAAGAUAAUCAUGUUAAGGUGUUUUCUGAAUAAAGAAUCUCGAAAAUUAUUACCGUUAAAUAAGAACAUUUGAACAAACUAAUUUUAACUCACUAGUUACUACAUAUAAAAAUAAAUACGACUGUGCUGGCAAAAAAUCGAAAACUAGGUAAAACCAUUGUGAAUAAUAUAUACAUAUAUAUAUAUAUAUAUACAGUAAAGAGCAAUUAGUAAGAUUGAACAAUAUAAUUAUGCGCAAAUAUGUGCAUAUUAAAGAGUUAGAUAUUUAUAUAGCUUACACACACAUACAUGCAU
This is a messenger RNA of Helobdella robusta, 3003 nucleotides long. RefSeq lists its product as hypothetical. The record is from RefSeq and is a predicted model, not a curated record. The transcript is spliced from 3 exons. Gene Ontology annotation, cellular component: membrane; GPI-anchor transamidase complex. The coding region runs from base 173 to 1486 and encodes 437 amino acids. NCBI's taxonomy places the organism in Eukaryota, Metazoa, Annelida, Clitellata, Rhynchobdellida, Glossiphoniidae. Gene Ontology annotation, biological process: protein localization to cell surface; attachment of GPI anchor to protein.